This is a messenger RNA of Neltuma alba, 1432 nucleotides long. RefSeq names its product autophagy-related protein 3. The transcript is spliced from 10 exons. The record is from RefSeq and is a predicted model, not a curated record. NCBI's taxonomy places the organism in Eukaryota, Viridiplantae, Streptophyta, Magnoliopsida, Fabales, Fabaceae. The coding region runs from base 133 to 1065 and encodes 310 amino acids. Gene Ontology annotation, molecular function: Atg8-family ligase activity. Gene Ontology annotation, biological process: nucleophagy; autophagy of mitochondrion; autophagosome assembly. Gene Ontology annotation, cellular component: phagophore assembly site; cytosol.
AAUAUUUUGGCACGAAAAUUCCUUGAUUGAUUCCGAGAAUCACUAGGAAAAUCCAAGCUUCGCUUUGGCAUUGAAAUCGCCCCACCCUCUUGACAAUUUCUCUCAGAAGCUGCCAAAUCCCGUGAGGAAGAGAUGGUUUUGUCUCAGAAACUCCACGAAGCUUUCAAAGGCACUGUGGAGAGGAUCACGGGCCCUCGAACGGUCUCGGCCUUCAAAGAGAAAGGAGUUCUCAGCGUCACCGAGUUCGUUGAAGCCGGCGAUAAUCUCGUCGCCAAAUGCCCCACCUGGUCUUGGGAGUCAGGUGACCCUAACAAGAGGAAGGCAUAUUUACCACCAGAGAAGCAAUUCUUAAUCACUAGAAAUGUGCCUUGUCUUCGAAGAGCUGCAUCUGUAGAAGAAGAGUAUGAAGCUGCUGGAGGAGAAGUUUUACUUGAUAAUGAAGAUAAUGAUGGGUGGCUAGCAACUCAUGGGAAGCCUAAGGAAGGUAAAUCUGAUGAGGAUGAGAAUUUACCUUCCAUGGAAAGCCUGGAAAUCAGCAAAAAGGAUUCUGUUAAGCCAAUUUCUUCCAACAGGGGAGUUGAUGAAGAUGACGAUAUACCAGAUAUGGAAGAGUUUGAAGAAGCUGACAAUAUUAUUGUAACAGAUCCUUCCACAUAUUUAGUCGCCCAAGAACCUGAUGAUGAUAAUAUUCUUCGAACCCGAACAUAUGAUGUCAGCAUCACGUAUGACAAGUAUUAUCAAACCCCUCGAGUGUGGCUUACUGGAUAUGAUGAGUCAAGGAUGCUUUUGCAACCAGAACUUGUCCUUGAAGAUGUUAGUCAAGACCAUGCACGCAAAACGGUAACAAUUGAGGACCACCCUCACUUGCCUGGGAAGCAUGCAUCUAUUCAUCCUUGUCGACAUGGAGCAGUGAUGAAGAAAAUUAUUGAUGUCCUGAUGUCACGAGGAGUUGAACCAGAAGUUGACAAGUAUCUAUUCUUGUUCUUGAAAUUCAUGGCCUCUGUAAUUCCAACAAUUGAGUAUGACUACACCAUGGACUUUGAUCUUGGCAGCUCCAGCCGUUGACCAAGUGUUUACUUGCAGCUUGAUUAUUUCUGUCUGGCGUGGCCAUAAGUUCUGUUCAAGAAAUAGAAGACCAACAUUUUCCUUUCCUUUUUAUCCAUUGGAGAAUAUCUUUCAGUUCCCUGCUUUAUCCCAUAUUUUAUUAUAAUUAUGUUUUUCUCAUGUAGGAUUUUAUUUAUUUCAUGCAGAAAAAAUUUACUACCACUAUUUGAUGUUGUACUGCUUAUGUGGAUAAUGCAGUUGUUCUCUUUAUGGGUUUUCUUUUUGUUUUUUUUUAAUACACACACUUAGAGUUUCACACAUACGUCAAUAUGUAUACUCGCCCUCACACACUUAAUGGAUAUUCAUGCAAAUUUGCAUACUCAUAUCU